CCUACGGGUGCCACAAUGGAGUUGAACGAGGCCAGCCCACCCGGGCGAAGCAAAUUCCGCCUUUGCAUUAUUAUGAUAGCGCUUUCGUUAUCGAUGUUUAUUGCUGCACUAGAUCAAAGUAUCAUGGCCACUGCGAUUCCAACAAUUGCUGCACGGUCUGGCAGCGCUUCCGGGUAUAUUUGGAUAGGUGGCGCAUAUCUUCUGGCAAAUGCAGCAUCAGCAUGUAUUUGGGCUAAGCUUUCUGAUAUUUGGGGUCGAAAACCCCUCUUACUCCUAGCAGUCGGACUUUUCUUUGUGAGCUCAAUUGUAUGCGCGACGGCGAUGGGAAUAGAUAUUCUCAUUCUCGGUCGCUCUUUGCAAGGCGUAGCAGGUGGCGGCUUGCUCCAAAUUGUCACAAUUAUCAUCUCCGAUUUGUUCAGUGUCAGGAAACGGAGCCUACACCUCGGCCUGAUGAAGCUCAUGUGGGCCUUUGCUGCCGGGGUUGGGCCUUUGCUCGGUGGUGCCUUCUCCCAAUAUGUCACCUGGAGAUGGACAUUUUGGAUCAAUUUGCCGGUCUCAGGUAUUGCAUUUGUUCUGAUUUUCUUCUCCUUGGAUGUUCACAAUCUAAAAAUGAAUCUUCUAGACGGCAUACGAGCAAUUGACUGGUUUGGUAGUCUCUUCUUCCUUGGCUUGACCCUUAUGCUUUUGUUAGCGCUAAAUUUUGGUGGUGUGACGCUUGCCUGGGGAUCACCACAAGUCAUUUGCUUGCUUGUUUUUGGGAUUCUAUGUUUUUUGCUGUUCAUUUACAGCGAGAAAAAGAUCGCAAAGUACCCCUUGAUGCCUCUUUAUAUCUUCACUCGAAUUUCAAACACUGCUACGUUGUUGGUGACAUUUGCACACGGGGUUGUCAGUGCUUUCAAACUUGAAAUCCUCAGCUAUACUUUACUGAUAGACAUGCAGGUGUUUAUCGCGGGAGAAUACUACAUACCCCUCUACCUACAAUCGGUUCAUGGAUCCUCACCAAUGAGAUCGGGUAUCCUCGUCCUUCCACUAGUCAUUAUGGAAGCAGUGUCCGGCGUGCUCACUGGCAUAAUAAUAGAUCGCACAGGUCACUAUCUACAUCUGAUCUGGAUCGGCCUAAUUUUAAUGACCGUUGGUAAUGGGCUCUAUAUUAACCGCUCCAGCCUGAGAUGGACAAUGCCAAGCCUGGUAAUUUCCCGGAAAUGUAUCACAAACUGCGAUCAAGUAUGCUGGACCAACUUGCCGGGGACGAAAAGAUAUCCCAUAGACCUUCAUCAAAAAAACGCCUAG
Molecule: messenger RNA, 1290 nt
Organism: Penicillium manginii
Lineage: Eukaryota; Fungi; Ascomycota; Eurotiomycetes; Eurotiales; Aspergillaceae
Product: Major facilitator superfamily domain general substrate transporter
Exons: 4
Biological process (GO): transmembrane transport
Molecular function (GO): transmembrane transporter activity
Source: RefSeq, a predicted model, not a curated record